Messenger RNA from Vigna umbellata (rice bean), 618 nucleotides. Lineage: Eukaryota; Viridiplantae; Streptophyta; Magnoliopsida; Fabales; Fabaceae. The record is from RefSeq and is a predicted model, not a curated record.
AUGGCGGCCGGCCGCCGGCAGACAGCAAAGACCCCGGAAGAAGAUCAGAGAACCUUCUCUGAUACCAUGUUAGAAAGAGCCUUUGCUCACUAUACAACAGGCAAGGCUCCUUACCAUUUGCGUGUUCAUGUUGCUGCUAAUAGGAAAUGGCGUACCCUGAAAUUUCAGUUUUUUGUCACCAAAGGCAUUCUGUUUAUUUUUUUGUCUGUUAAGCUUGUCAUUGCAUCACUAACAUAUUUGGUUUAUUUAAUUGAUGGUUAUCAACAAUAUUGGCUUCGUCUUCUUUGGGGUUUUGAUAGUGAAAUGAGCUUUUACUACAUAUGUGGAGCUCUAUUAUUUUUCAUACCACUUGGCUUAUCUGGGUGCUUCAUUACUUGUUAUGACCGAAGAGUUCGCAAUGACUUAGCUCAACCUUGUAGAGAGUUAUGUCUUUGUUGCUGUCAACCUGGAGUUUAUGCAGACUGUCAUUUGCCUGACACUCUUUGUAUGUGGACUGAUUGCACCACUUGCUUUGAGAGUUGGGGAACCAUGGAAAUUGAAUGUGCUGGCUGUUUGGGGGGUGCUGGUGAAGCAGGGCUACCAUUAGUCAUAUUGUCGAGUAUGUUUUUGGAGUUGUAA